CAAAGGAGGCUGGUGCGGGCACAUGAUGAAGACUUUCAUCUCUUCAGCGGCCCUUGUGGGCCUGUUCUCACUGAGUUUGGCAGCCAAACUGACCUUUCCCAGCGGUAACAACUAUGAUAUUGUUGACGAAAGCACCAUUGGAUCGACAGCCAAUGACUUGGUCGACCCAAAGAGUACAGGAACCCUAUUAUUCGACGCAACACAGAUCGACCCCACCUUGAAGUACAUGAAAAGGUUGACCUUGAACAUCUUCAUCAAAGACUUCAAAUCGCCCUCCUCGAAUUACUUCAGGGCGCAUCCUACCUUUCUCAAAUGUCUUCAGAAGGUCUUCUCAGAUCUAGCUAGCCAGGAUUACAAAUUAGUUUUGGAAAGUGGAUUCAAGACCGUCUCUGAAGCUUCCAGUAGCGUACAAGACCUGUACGCCCGUGCCGGAACCGGUGCCAGUGUUGCCUUCAGACAGGACACGCCUGGUGACAUUCUCCUCAUCGCAAAGGCCGCUCUCAAUCAUUGCCCAACAAUUUUUGACCCGAUCCAACGCGAUCUUGGUGUUGUUCUCAUGUCGGACAAGGUCAACAUCCACAUGAGGGGUACUACUGAUGAACAGCCCUAUUACGCCUCUGAUGGUGGAAGCAUGAGUACUGCAGCUUUCCAGUCAUGGUGCGGCGACAGGAUAGAUGAAGGCUUAGCCCCUAACACACCAGACUGCAGUUCUUUCACUGGUCUGAAUAGCGGUGAAGUCUACCCCACCGGCGCCACUUCCGCUGCAGAAACAGUAGGAACUCUUGAUAUUGCAAUCACAAGAGAUAUGACUACAGACUUCAAGAGAUUGGUUCAGUUUCCCGGGACCGUGAUAACUUUCGAAGAUUCCGAGUCCUCCAGUUCCUGGUGCGGCGACGCCAGCAUCGGCUGCCAUUCUUGCGCCAAUGGUAUCUAUGGAAGUUCCCUGAAUGCCAGAUGUGCUGACCGAGUGAUGGCCCCGAGAAUGUUUUUCGUCUUGAACAAACUCCAGAAACUUGUCAGGGACAACAUGUCCGGCAACAAACUCAAGAUCACCGAAGCUUGGGACGAGCCCCACUCCGCCGCCACCAGCGGUGACAACCCCUCUGGGUCUCUCCACUACGACGGCAGGCAAGCCGAGGCAGCACUUGAUGGAAGUGGUUCUCUGACCGACUUAACUAAAUAUGCCAUCUGCGCUGGUGUAGACUACGUCAUUCACAAUGGAGCAUCUGUAACUUUUGCUGUCCGCGCCCAAUCGACCAUCGAAGAAACAAAGGUUGCCUUCCCGGAUAUAGAAUUAUUGGUGGUCACUCCACCAACCGCUAGAGAUUCGUACUACCAGCUGCCUAGUACCUACACUUCACUUGAAAUAGCGGACAUGCCUUUGUUCGACGCCGACAAUCAGGAUGACGUUCAACUCUCUGAGGCAACAACUAUUAAAAUGUUCCGUUCCGACGACCCCGACUUCCGUUAUUUUCGCCUUAACCCUCUCAUCCCCGCUUGCUUCGAGGGAAUCCACUACCAAGAAAAUAAAGGGAAUACUACAGUUGACAUCAAUGUAGUGCGCGGUUACAUCACAGACCGGGAACAGCUGGUCCUUUUCGACCCCCUGUUCGACAAGAGAUACAACACCCACAUCCUUGGCCAAGCUAUGCAGAUAGCCUACAACAUGACCGCCAACAACGACUCAAUUUCAACCUACACCGUCCAUCGUCUCGCCAACUAUGCUGUCGACAACUGCGCGCAGUCCUUCUACGAGGCAGGCCAGCAGAUGGGUAUUGGCAUCUAUGAGGGCAGCAUCUAUAUUGAUCUAAGGGACGACUUCGAGGUCUGGGUGGAGAAGACCAGUCUUUUGCCAAAUGGUAUCACGAUUGAUGAGUACGAGGAUUCUCUGGCUGAGAGAUUCGUGUUGGCAGUGGAGAAUCGCCUUAUUAAUCCCGAUGACUACGACCUGACCUGCAGCAGCACUGUUCCCCCAAAGAUCCAAAACCCAACAUACGAGUUCCAGUUUUCCGCAGCUGAAGAGGAGCUACGUAGACGUCGCCGCCGAAGGAAGCGUAGCACCAGUGAAGAAUGUAUCCCCCAGACCAACACUGAGUUCUGUACUGCUACCAAACCACACAGAGACGCUGAGGUUGCCCUUCUCUGGAAGGAGAUCACCCGCAAGCAUCUUUAUCGUAAUCCCGUGGAGGUCAAAGCCGCUCUUGAUGGAUGUUUUGGGGCGUGUGGAACCUGUAUAGAGGGCGACAUCUGGGAAGAAAAGACAAAGAACUGUGACAACCUCUUCCACUGGGUUCCAUUCGGCACCCUCAACCAGCAGGCUGACCAAACCAACUUCUUUGCCCGCGACAACCUCGACACCAAAGCUUAUUCUUGCGACAGAGGAGAGCACUGCAUGGAGAAGUCCCCACUUUUCUCACUCUUUGCACCAUCCAUUGAACGCCUGUACCGUCCUGACCCCGCAAAGAGCGUGAAAGAAGAGUUGUACGGCGCCGCAGACAACCCGACCCCAGCUAUGGACCUCAUCCACCGUGUAUACGCUCUCACCGCCGCCGGCAAUGUCAAGGUCUGGGCCAAGGACGAAACCGAGAUAACCUCCAUGAAGAAUGCACUCAAGGUGCUGAUGAUCUACGCCCCAAAUGUCACAAACGUAAUGUUCUACGUCACCCAGGACAUCAGUCUCGACUCUGCCAACUCCGUCAUUGAGAACUUUGUCAACGACUGGACAACCACCACUUGCCCAGACUGGUCCAGACAGUAUGUUGCUCCUUUCGAAGCAACUGACCAGUUACCCGCUGGUAUCACCAAGAGAGAUGCCAAGUAUGAUCUUCGCAACGAGAUGGUUAGGAAGGCAAGAAACUGGGAGAUGGACUGGAUCGAGCAUCACUUCCAUUAUUAAUGAAAAAAGACGUCAACAGCUUAGAAAUAUCACAUUGACAGUUUUGACGAGUUUCAUUCAGCUCAGUCUUUAACAUUGCAGUCUGUAAAGAAGCUUGCUUGAGGAUACCAAGAUGUCUCUCUUGAGGAACUAUUAAUCGCUCCACGUUUUCUUGAUGUAAAUAAUGUAAAAAAACAUUGUAAUAUGGCUUUUUGUUUUUGUGUAUUUGAUACCUUUCGUGAUGGUACUGGUGAUUAGGUCUCCUUGAUCAUUAAUCAGCACCUCUUUUUCCGAGUCGUACGAAAAAUAACCUCCGCAUUAAUAGCUAAUCUGUGAUACUGUACGUACGUCAUACCUAUUCAAUGUUUGCUCGGUCUUGUUACAGCUGAAAUUUUGUAAAAUGUUGUGGCUAUCUUUCUUAGUUAUUUUUGUUAUCAAUCAUCAUUAUUUCACUUUCACUGUGAUACUCAACAAUGGUACAUUAUCCCAAAGAAGUGUUAUCAAUGGAAUACGUCUGAUAAGACCAAAUUAGAUCUUAGUGGUAGCAGUUAGUUGUUGUUGUAUGUACUAGAAAUUAGUUACCAUGAAGUCUAUAUUCCAAAAAGUGCCAAACUUGUACAGGUAUGCGUGAUAUGCAGUGACCGAUAGUGUUUGACUCUUUCCCGGCCGAUGAAGUGCUAAACUGUUAAAUCGCUCACAUAACCGAUCGGGGACGCUAAAACCUCUGUGAUAGGGGCGCCGCUAUUGGAAGAAAAGAAAAUGACUCCGUCUAUGAGUUGGAAUUCCCUAUGAGUUGAGUUCUUGCUUA
Messenger RNA from Lineus longissimus, 3683 nucleotides. RefSeq lists its product as uncharacterized. Lineage: Eukaryota; Metazoa; Nemertea; Pilidiophora; Heteronemertea; Lineidae. Gene Ontology annotation, molecular function: patched binding; calcium ion binding. Bases 23 to 2896 code for a protein of 957 amino acids. The transcript is spliced from 16 exons. The record is from RefSeq and is a predicted model, not a curated record. Gene Ontology annotation, biological process: regulation of gene expression; cell fate specification; smoothened signaling pathway.